Solanum pennellii is the source of this 2440-nucleotide messenger RNA. Its product is annotated as zinc finger protein 3-like. NCBI's taxonomy places the organism in Eukaryota, Viridiplantae, Streptophyta, Magnoliopsida, Solanales, Solanaceae. Gene Ontology annotation, biological process: negative regulation of abscisic acid-activated signaling pathway. Bases 536 to 1435 code for a protein of 299 amino acids. The record is from RefSeq and is a predicted model, not a curated record. The transcript has a single exon.
CAAUCGAUUUCAAUAGUUUAAACUUGUAAAAAAUUAAUAUGCAAAUAUAUACAGCUAGAAUUAAUUAAAAUGCAAGAUAUAGAGUAUCAAAUCUUAAUAGAAAAAUAGUAACACAUCACUACAUUCAUCUGGGGAUUAUGCAUUUAACUUAUUUUAGUUAAUAAAUUUAUUUAUAUCCAUAUAAAAUGGAUCAUUUUAAACUCAAAAUAGAACUGAAUAAAUGUUUGAGAAUAAGACACUUAAUCUCCAUAUUACCAUUUGUAUAAUAAUAGUGACAUUUAAUUAAAGCAAGAUAUGAUAGUUUGAUAUACAUUAAUGUAAUUAGUAUUUCUAGCAAGUUAAUUUGAUCCUCUAGUAGAACACCCCAUUAACUAUGAGUUGGUUGCUUGAAUUUGUGAAUUUGUAACGCCAUGCAAUCAUUAACUUACCAUAUUUGAAUGAUUUUGUAUUUAUAACAUUGUCUAUUUAAAAGAUUUAUCCACUUCAAUAAUCUUUCAUCAAGUUAAUUUUCAAGAACAUUAGUAUAGAGAGGAAAAUGAAUGUCUUUGCGAUGAAAAAAUCAUGUUCUUUUGAGGCUUCUAGCAUGUCGGCAACCUCAGAAGAAUCUCAUGAAAUUGUCACAAAAACGAAAAAGAUGAAAGAAAAAGUUGUGGAAGGCUCACAGUUGAAGCAACAUGAAUCAUCAUCUGGUGGUGUACUUCUUGAUCUUAAAGUCCACAACAACAACAACAACAACAUGAAUACUAAUUGUUCGAAUCUUGAACUCAAACUUUUCAAUUCAACUCCAGCUCGUGCUAGUGAGUCUUCCAACGAAGCAACACCCAAGCAGAGGUGUUCUUCGGAUGCUAGGACUUUCUCUUGUAGCUUUUGCAAGAGAGAAUUCUCCACCUCCCAAGCCUUAGGAGGACACCAGAACGCUCACAAACAAGAGCGGGCUUUGGCUAAAAGACGAAAUGGACUUGUUGAUGUUGUUUCGUCUUUUGGCCCUCCUAAUUAUCACCCCUACUAUAAUCCCUACUCGAGUUUCAACUCACACAUACCAUUUCAUACUUCUUUUCCAACUCGAUCAUCUCUUGGUCUUCAAGGAGAUUCUUCCAUGAUUCAUAAGCCUACCUCCUAUCCGACAUGGCCAUACUUUUCGGCCUACAAUUUUCGAUUAAACCCUGAGAAAUGGUCAUCAUCAUCAUCAAGCUCAUCAUUCUUUAGAACUGAAAAUGUUCUAGGAAAUAAUAUUCUUGGUACUUCUUUGGAGAAUUCUCAUUUUGAGAAGAAAAAUAAUACAAAGGGUUUCAGUUUAAUGAAUUCACCAAUCAAUCUUGACGAUAGUCUUAAUGGAAAUAAUAAUACAAAGCUUGGAUUGGGAAAGGAGGAAGCAAAAAAGAAUAAUGAAGAAGAAGAAGAAGAAUCAAAGCUUGAUUUGAAUCUUAGGCUUUAAUUUAAUUUGUUUUGCUAUUUUAUAGAGGUUUAAUUUUUAUUUGCUUUUAUUUAAAGGUGUAGUAUUACAUUCCUAUUUUCUUGUGAUUUGAUUUGAACCCGUAAAUCAUUCUCUUUAUCUUUUAAACCCUUUUUGGAAAAUUUGAAGUUUCAUGUUACACUAAAGAGAUGUGUCGUUCAAUUUGUGUGAAGUCAAAAAUCUUUAAAUUCAGACUCAUGACUAUUAAAAACAUUCCUAGACAUAAUUCUAAAAGGAAAGAUAAGAUUUUGGACAGAAUAGUGAGUUAUGAUGACUUAGGACUGUGAUAUAGCUAUUAUUUUCAAUUUUUCAUAUUGAAUCCUUUUUGUUAGAAAAUUAUAUUGCACUCGUUUAUAUAAUAGAUGUUGAUUAAUCCUCUUUGCUUUUACAUGCAUUUACUUUUUUAUAUUUUGAACCUCUUUAAUGAAACUUCUGAUGCCGCUACUAUUCUUCCCCUUUGAAAUUCUCACUGUGUGCACAUAUAUUUGAAAUCCCCAACAAUUUGAACCGUUAUCUAAUGAAAUUUUGUUUCAUGCAUGGUAUACUACGCUUUAAACCAAUUCAUUCCUUUAAACUAACACUUUGUAUAUUCAUACAAAGAAAUUUAUGUCCAAGGAUAGAUUUGAUGGAUAAAUUGGGAUCAAGUUGGUUGAGUAUAUAUAGUAGCUUAAAGGGCCUGCGGCCACGUGUUGCUAGCUCAUUGCGUGGAUCGUUUGAUUAUUAAUGGAAUAGAUUGGGAUAUCUCAUGAGAUUAGCUAUCCUACGGCCUACCUUUUUAUGAAAUGGAUAAUUUUUUGAAUUAGUUAAUACUCAUAAACAAACGUGAGAUAAAAUCAUCCCAUAGAAUAUUUCAAAUAUUUUUUUAUCAACUUAUCGACCAAUCAAACAACCCCUAACUUCAUAUUACAAGGAGAGAUCUAAGUCACAUUGUGUAAAUACACCCCACUGUACAAGGUAACAAUUCCUCACUUUUGAUUCAAAGUUUUU